Molecule: messenger RNA, 4907 nt
Organism: Passer domesticus (house sparrow)
Lineage: Eukaryota; Metazoa; Chordata; Aves; Passeriformes; Passeridae
Gene: PIAS1
Product: protein inhibitor of activated STAT 1
Exons: 14
Coding region: 122-2050 (642 amino acids)
Biological process (GO): protein sumoylation; regulation of transcription by RNA polymerase II
Cellular component (GO): chromatin
Molecular function (GO): zinc ion binding; SUMO ligase activity; transcription coregulator activity
Source: RefSeq, a predicted model, not a curated record
UGGGCGCUCAGCCGGGGGGCAGGAGCGGGAGGAGCUCUGCCGAACGCGGAACUUCGGGUUUCCUAAGGCGCAGGAGAAUCAGCAGUUUUGAGGAAGAGCAGCCGCAGGAUAGAGGGUGCAAAUGGUUAUGAGCCUUCGAGUGUCGGAGCUGCAGGUGCUGCUGGGCUACGCGGGCAGGAACAAGCACGGCCGCAAACACGAACUGCUGACCAAAGCCCUGCACCUGCUCAAGGCUGGCUGCAGCCCCGCCGUCCAGAUGAAAAUCAAAGAACUCUAUAGGAGAAGGUUCCCCCAGAAAAUCAUGACCCCGGCAGACCUGUCCCUCCCCAGCGUGCACUCGAGCUCCAUGCCGGCCGCGCUGUCGCCUUCCACCAUUCCACAGCUGGGCUACGACGGCCACCCCGCCACGUCCCCCCUGCUCCCCGUGUCACUGCUGGGACCCAAACACGAACUGGAACUGCCCCACCUCACCUCGGCCCUGCACCCCGUGCACCCCGACAUCAAGCUGCAGAAACUCCCUUUUUACGACUUGUUGGAUGAGCUGAUCAAACCCACCAGCCUAGCCUCAGAUAACAGCCAGAGGUUUCGGGAAACCUGCUUUGCCUUCGCGCUGACGCCGCAGCAAGUGCAGCAGAUCAGCAGCUCCAUGGAUAUUUCUGGGACCAAAUGUGACUUCACAGUACAGGUCCAGCUAAGGUUUUGUUUAUCAGAAACCAGUUGUCCACAAGAAGAUCACUUCCCACCCAAUCUGUGUGUGAAAGUCAAUGGGAAACCAUGCAGCCUUCCAGGCUACCUGCCACCAACCAAAAACGGUGUUGAACCAAAGCGCCCCAGCCGACCAAUCAACAUUACCUCACUCGUCCGCCUGUCCACCACGGUCCCCAACACCAUCGUCGUGUCCUGGACUGCAGAGAUUGGCAGGAACUAUUCCAUGGCAGUGUACCUGGUGAAGCAGCUCUCCUCCACGGUGCUCCUGCAGCGGUUGCGGGCCAAGGGAAUCCGGAACCCGGAUCACUCCAGAGCACUGAUUAAAGAGAAACUAACUGCUGAUCCAGACAGUGAAAUAGCAACAACCAGCCUAAGAGUGUCUCUUCUUUGUCCACUCGGCAAGAUGCGCCUGACCAUCCCCUGCAGGGCCCUGACCUGCUCCCACCUGCAGUGCUUUGAUGCCACCCUCUACAUCCAGAUGAAUGAGAAGAAACCCACCUGGGUGUGCCCUGUGUGUGACAAGAAAGCUCCCUACGAGCACCUCAUCAUCGAUGGGUUGUUCAUGGAAAUCCUGAAGUUCUGUACAGAUUGUGAUGAAAUCCAGUUCAAGGAGGAUGGAUCCUGGGCUCCCAUGAGGUCCAAGAAGGAAGUGCAGGAGGUGACAGCAUCCUACAACGGAGUGGAUGGCUGCAUCAGCUCCUCCAUGGAACACCAGGUGUCCUCUCACCAGCAAUCCAACAAAAACAAGAAGGUGGAAGUGAUCGACCUGACCAUCGACAGCUCCUCAGACGAGGAGGAGGAGGAGCCCUCGGCCAAGAGGAGCUGUCCCUCCAUAUCCCCAGCGUCCCCCAUGAACAACAAGGGCAUUUUAAAUUUACCCCACCAAGCUUCUCCUGUGUCAAGAACCCCAAGCCUUCCUGCUGUGGACACCAGCUACAUCAACACAUCACUCAUCCAGGACUACAGGCAUCCAUUCCAUAUGACACCCAUGCCUUACGACCUGCAAGGUUUAGAUUUCUUCCCUUUCCUGUCAGGUGACAAUCAGCAUUACAACACGUCCCUCCUCGCCGCCGCCGCCGCCGCCGUGUCGGCCUCGGACGAUCAGGAACUGUUACACUCCCGCUUUUUCCCCUACACCUCGUCCCAGAUGUUCCUGGAUCAGCUCAACGCCGGCGGCAGCAGCUCCCUGCCAGCCACCAACGGCAGCAGCAGCGGCAGCAACAGCAGCCUGGUGUCCUCCAACAGCCUGAGGGACAGCCACGGGCACGCCGUGGCCAGCAGGAGCAGCACGGACACGGCCUCCAUCUUCGGCAUCAUACCCGACAUUAUCUCCUUGGACUGAUUCAUUUCUAGGUUGUUUUUUUUUGGGGUUGGGGGGUUUGGGGGUUUGGGGACAGAGGAAAUCUUCGUGCUCGGUUUUCCUUUCUGUUCAGAGAGAAAAAAAAAAAAAAAGUUAAGACAAGGUGGUUUUUUUUUUCCUUUUUUUAAAAAAGGGGAAAAAAAAAUUUAUGUGUACAGAGAACAAAAAAAAAAAAGUCUAUUUUCAGUUUUACUUUUGUAUAUAAACCUAAGAUGGCCUCGCUGGUAAAAAUAAGAAAAAAAAAGACAAAAGAGAAAAAAAAUUAAGAAAAACAAGGAGCUUCAGUUCAUUUUUGUGGAUGCUGAAGAUUUUACACCUGUGCAUUUGUCAUGUGAGUUCCUUUUCUUUUCUUUUUUCCCCCUAUAGUUUGGACACCAAUGGCAUUAUUUUCUCCACUGUUAGAGAAACAGGAGAGGAGCUGAACUUCUAAAGUUCAAGCUUGGGGAGAGGGAUUUUUCUCCUCUUGGAGACAUUUCCCUCGGCUGGUGGAAUGUAAUUCCCCAUCCCAUAUUUAGUGCAGAUUUUAUAAUUGUGGCAGCAGAGCACUCCCUGCUCUGUCUGCAGCCCAGAGCCCUUCAGGAGUGGGGUUGGUUUUUUGGGAUUUUUUUGGUGUUUCUGGUUCUGUGAGCCUCUCUACCCAAAUUCUCCUUUUCAAUUCCAUGCUUUGGUCAGGAAUGUUGCAGAUUCAUCCAGGGAAUGACACACAACUGACUGGGAGGUUUAGGUUGGAUUUCAGGGAAAACUCCACCUCCAGAGGGUGUGGGGCAGUGCCCAGGCUCCCCAGGGAAUGCUGACAUUCCCAAGGCUGCCAGAGCUCCAGGAAUGUUGGGACAAAGCUCCCAGGAUGCACAGGCUUGGAUUUUGAGAUCCCUGUGCAAGGACUUGGAUCCUGGUGGGUCCCUCCCAACUCAGAAUAGUCCACAUUUUUGGGAUUCAGUUACUCCUGAGGGCCUGACCCCAUCAAAUCCCAGCUGAGGAACGACCUGUGGGACAAGAUGUUCCAUUUUUGUGGAGUGGAGCCCCAAAUCAACAUCAAAUCCCAGCUGAGGAACGACUUGUGGGACAAGAUGUUCCAUUUUUGUGGAGUGGAACCCCACAUCAUUUUUGUGAAGUGGAGCUGAGGAAUGAUUUGUGGCACAAGGUGUUGAAUUGUUGUGGAGCCUCAAGUCAACAUCAAAUCCCAGCUGAGGAAUGGCUUGUUGAGGAAUUCAUUGAGAAAUGAAUUUGAUUUGGACAAGAUGAUCCAUUUUUAUGGAGUGGAGCCCCAGAUCCCAGCUGAGGAGUGACUUGUGGGACAAGAUGUUCCAUUUUUUGUGGAGCCCCAAAUCAACAUCAAAUCCCAGCUGAGGAACGACUUGUUGAGGAAUUCAUUGAGAAAUGAAUUUGAUUUGGACAAGAAGUUCCAUUUUUGUGGAGUGGAGCCCCAGAUCCCAUCUUUGGAGUGACUUGUAGCACGAGUUGUUCCAUUUUUGCGGAGUGGAGCCCCAGAUCCCAUCUUUGGAGUGAUUUGUGGCACGAGUUGUUCCAUUUUUGUGGAGUGGAGCCCCAGAUCCCAUCUGAGGAGCAGUUUGUAGCACGAGUUGUUCCAUUUUUGUGGCGUGGAGCCCCAGAGCAGCGCCUCUCCUGGGCUGGGGGUUUGUGCUCAGUGCUGCUCAGAGGAGUCCAUCUCCCCCGAGCCCUGCCGUGUCCCCGGGUGCAGCUGCUGUGUGCAGGCUCAGCCUGAGCCCCUGCCUGGCAGCAGAGGCUGCAGGUUUCCGUGCAGCAGCUGCAGCUGGGGCUGUGCCCACACACCCUGCAUGCCCACCCCUGGGUAUUCCCUGCUCAGCCUGAACCCCAAACCCGCCAGGAAAACCCAGAUUGUUCUCCCCACCCCGCUCCUUUAGGGCCAGUGGCUUCCAAAAUUCACUUUUCCCUUGGAGUUCUUUGGAUUCCCCGGAUUUUUUUCAGCCGUAUUUAAUUCCUGGUUUCUUUUCUCAUUGUUUUUAAGUUGUGCAUGACAUAGGAAUUUUUUUUUUUUUUUUUGGGUCAUUUGGGCUGAUCCGUUCUUCUUGAGGAGUGGAAUGUGUAAAUAGCUGGAAUGCAGAUUUUUUUCAGGAGAUUCUUUAAAGUCAGAGAAAGGGGGAGGGAAGGAAGUGAUUCUCUUGUGUCCCAAAGUCCAUGUCAGAGAGAGUAAAUAUUUCCUCUGGUGUGAAAAAUAUUUUUAUAACUGGUUGAAAGUGCAGGUAUUGAGUUUAUCAGGAAAAAGAGAGCUAAGGAAUACUAAAAUUAGCAGAUUCUUGUCUGAAUUUUUUCAUGUCCAAAAAAAACUGUUGAUUGCAAAUAGUUGCUUCAAGCAUUGACAAGGGCCACCUUUUGCCUAUGAAGUCGUCUCAAAAAAACAAAUAUAAAUCUUGCAUUGAUUAAAAAAAAAGGAAAAAAAAAACAGGAAAAAAUUUUAAAAAACCUGAGAAAAAAAAGCAAAAAAAAAAAUCUUUAAUCCAAGUAGCAUUAGGUAUUGCUGUCUGAUCAGUUGUAUGGUUAUUUGAAAGGUUCACAUGAUGUGGCAUCAAAAAUUGUUUUUAGUGUUUUUACAGCAUCCCUCUGCCACUAAAUAGUUGACUUGAAUUUUGGAAAAAGGAAACUGUUGGUGUUUAUAUGUAUAUGUGUGUGUAUAUAUGUAUUUAUAGAUCCGUGUGUGUGAGUUCCAGGUGAGUUCAAUAGUUUUUUCCCAUGCAUGUGUAUUUCAUACAUAUCUGGCUGAUAUAUUCUAUUUCACCAUACACCGAUUUUAUAAUUUAUUAAAUGUCAGUUAAAAAAAGGAAAAAAAAGAAAUAAAAGGAUAGAAAAUGGGAAAGACUUA